AAAGUGCAGGAGCGAGCCGGUGGCUCCCAGAGCGGCCGGGGCGGGCGCGGCCGAGCCCCCAGCGCGGAGCGGAGCAUCGCAGCGCAGCGGAGCGGAGCGGAGCCCACCUGCCCGGGCAGCACCGCCGGACCGACACCUCCGGCUUACACACACAUAUAUAUACAACAACAACAACAAUAUAGACAUAUUUAGGGGUUUUUGGCUUUUUUUUUUUUUUUAAAUCCUUCCCCCCGGCUUUUCCACCAGGACUUUUCCACCGCCUUUGGGACAACCCGCAAACUUGUCGCUCGCUGCCCCCUUCACCACUUUCCCGGUGGUUGUUUUUAUUUUUUUUUAUUUUUUUUUUUUCCGGGGAGUAAGCUCCUUUUGGUUUUUGUUUUGCUACUUUGAUUUUUUUUUUUUUUUUUUUUUUUUUUUUCCCCUCCUCUCUCUCUCUCCUUGGGAAGACCCGCCUGCCUCUCUCGCCUGCCGGAGAGGCCGGGAGCGGCUCCGGCGGCGCGGGCAGCACCUCCCCGGCGCACGGCGUGCGAGCCCGGCUCGGCUCGGCUCGGCUCGGCCCGGCUCGGCUCGGCUCGGCUCGGCUCCCUGCGGCCCGGCACGGCCCGGCUCGGCUCGGCACGGCUCGUCCCGGGCGCUCGCCCCCGAUAAUGCAGAGCUACAAGUACGACAAGGCGAUCCCGCCGGAGAGCAAGAAUGGGGGCAGCCCGGCGCUCAACAACAACCCGGCCAAGAGCAGCAGCAAGAAAGCGCUGCUCAUCUGCCUCGACUGCCUCUGCCUCGUCAUGGCCGGGUUGCCCUUCCUCAUCAUCGAGACAAGCACAAUCCAGCCCUACCAGAGGGGCUUCUACUGCGACGACGACAGCAUCAGGUACCCGCAGAAGAACGUGGAGACCAUCAACGAUGCGGUGCUGUGUGCUGCAGGCAUCCUCAUCGCCAUCCUCGCGAUCAUAACGGGAGAGCUCUACCGCAUCCACUACCUGAAGGAGAAAUCCCGCUCCUUCAUCCAGAACCCCUACGUGGCAGCUCUCUACAAGCAAGUGGGCUGCUUUGUUUUUGGCUGUGCCAUCAGCCAGUCCUUCACAGACAUUGCCAAAGUGUCCGUCGGGCGCUUGCGGCCGCAUUUCCUGGCCGUGUGCGACUUGGAUUUCUCCACCAUCAACUGCGCCAAGGGAGUUUACAUCCAGAACUACACCUGCAGGGGAAGUGACAGCAGGGUGCAGGAAGCCAGGAAAUCCUUCUUCUCUGGGCAUGCAUCCUUCUCCCUCUACACCAUGCUGUAUUUGGUGUUCUAUCUGCAGGCCAGAUUCACGUGGAAGGGAGCCCGCCUGCUGCGUCCCCUGCUGCAGUUCACGCUCAUCAUGAUGGCGUUUUACACCGGGCUGUCGCGCGUCUCCGACCACAAGCACCACCCCACCGACGUGCUGGCAGGCUUUGCACAGGGAGCCCUGGUGGCUUACUGCGUGGUGUUUUACGUCUCAGAUCUCUUCAAGCCCAAGACAAAGACUUGCCUGCCUCCACCUCCCAUCCGGAAGGAGAUCCUUUCACCUGUGGACAUCAUUGAGAGGAAUAAUCAUCACAACAUGGUGUAGAACUUCGAGGAAUCAGAUGGGUGUUGUAUUUUAAACUUUUUUUUUUUUUUUUUUUUUUUUUUUUUUUUUUUUUUUUUUUUUUUUUUUUUUUUUGCGAAGAAAAAGUGACUGCUGACAGCAACUACCUGCUGCUCUCAAAUCUCAUCAGACAGUAGAAUGUAGGGAGAGACUUUCUUGCCCGACCAGUAACGUCUUACUCUGUGGUCUUUUCAACUUGCAACAUUUGGAUGAAAGGUGGUGGUCAACUAAGGCAAAGGCAACAACGAGAAAGGAAAAUAAAAAAAACCCCACACAACACAAAAAGCCGAACAAAUAAAGAGAGGUGCCGGAGUUCUGGAUGUGCAAUUGGUUUGAGUGUUCAUGUUGUAGUGAACACCAAGUUGUUCCUAGCCCAGUGAACACUAAGGGAUUUUUGGGAAGCUGGCCAUCCUAGAUUUUUUUUCUGACGAUGAUUUCCAAUGCCUGCGAGAAAAAAACCAAAAAACAACUCACAACUAAAUUGUAUAGCACUAUGUAUGAGCAACAGCACUGAGUCAAGACCUGGGAUUGGUUUGUGAGAGUUGCUUUUUUCCUCUUUUUGAUCCUAGUUUAUUUUUGCCUCCUCUCCUCCACACUGUGACUUAAUUCAGAAGAAGCUUGCCCAGUCCAAGGUCUCCGAAGGGUCUGUGUUCUCUCUGCUCACACUACACGCCUGUAACCAGCGGCCCCAAGAUGCGCCGGAGAGCUCUUCCUGCUGCAGAGAAACCUCUUCUCUUCCUCCCUGCUCGCUCCCACCCGAGCCUCCCUGGGGGAAAAGAGCAUCCUCACUUCCCAGCCAUCCCCUUUUCCCCCAGAAUAAACCCCCAGCAGGUUCUGUGUGUGCGGGUCGGCGCGAGGGCAGCGCGGCUCUGCCGGAGACUCGUUCGCACUACGGCCCCGGGGCUGAGUCCCGGGGAAACUUGGAUUCUGCAGUUCUGGGACGGGCUGCUGGGCGGCACGUCCCGGCCUGGCUGUCAGUCGGUUUGUGCAUCCCCUCCUCUCCUCCUCCUCCUCCUCCUCCUCCUCCCUGGGGCAGCCCCAGGUCCUGUGCUCCGGGUCACUCCAGAGGGAGAUCAGCUGUGCCUCUCUGGGGUGUGAUGCUGAAUUUUCUUUCCUGGGUCACUCUGGUGAGAAAUCAGCUGUGCCUCCCUGGGGUGUGAUGCUGAAUUUUCUUUCCUGGGUCACUCUGGUGGGAAAUCAGCUGUGCCUCUCUCUGGGGUGUGAUGCUGAAUUUUCUUUCUUGGGUCACUCUGGUGGGAAAUCAGCUGUGCCUCUCUGGGGUGUGAUGAUGGAUUUUCUUUCCUGGGUCACUCCACUGGGAAAUCAGCUGUGCCUCUCUCUGGGGUGUGAUGCUGAAUUUUCUUUCCUGGAUCACUCUGGUGAGAAAUCAGCUGUGCCUCUCUCUGGGGUAUGAUGCUGAAUUUUCUUUCCUGGGUCACUCUGGUGAGAAAUCAGCUGUGCCUCUCUCUAGGGUGUGAUGCCGAAUUUUCUUUCCUGAGUCAUUCCAGUGGGAAAUCAGCUGUGCCUCUCUCUGGGGUGAGAUGCUGGGUUUUCUUUCUUGCCCAGAAGCCACAGGUGCUUGGUUUGCAGCCCUUCCACGAGCGUUUGCAAAGGGAUCCCGCAGAGCACGCAGAACGGCCAUUUGCACAUCCUCCUCACAGAAUCCGUCCUAUCAUUUCAACUUAUAGCAAGCUAUGUUUGUUUUUUUUUUUUAUAUUAUAAAUAUUAUAUAAAUAAUGUAUAAAACCUUAAAAAUUAACUAUGUAAAAUAUUAUUUCUGAAACAAUUUUAGAUAUAUCCACUAUGACUAUAAACUGUGUCCUGACCUGUGUUAUUUACAUUUUGCUGCUUAAAAAAGCAUUGAAUUAAUUUUUUUAUAGUCGACUAAAAUAUUGUAGUUCUGUGGUAGUAAUAUUUUAAUGAAAAUAACUACAAUUAGAGACAUUUGUAUAAAAAAAAAACAUAUUAAAUUGUCUGUAUUUUUGUAAUGUUCCAUUUUGUAAAGAGAAGAAUAUUCAAAGACUUUUGUAGAAUACAAAAUUGAAGUUUGUAUCUGCGAAAUUAUUGCUGUAUAAAUGUGCUUUUUAAAUAAAAGCUCAUAACACAACUAAA
Messenger RNA from Oenanthe melanoleuca, 3719 nucleotides. It is a transcript of the gene PLPP3, whose product is annotated as phospholipid phosphatase 3. The transcript is spliced from 6 exons. The coding region runs from base 648 to 1589 and encodes 313 amino acids. Gene Ontology annotation, biological process: phospholipid dephosphorylation; phospholipid metabolic process; canonical Wnt signaling pathway. Lineage: Eukaryota; Metazoa; Chordata; Aves; Passeriformes; Muscicapidae. The record is from RefSeq and is a predicted model, not a curated record. Gene Ontology annotation, molecular function: phosphatidate phosphatase activity.